AUGAAUGCUCUCGAAGAAGAAUACUCAUUCUUGGCACCAACAUGGAAAUUACCUUCUAUAGGAACUACAUCCAUGUAUCCUGGUACUUAUGAUGCAUCAUAUUUAUCUUCUGGAUCGGGAUUAGAUUCUGAAACUAUUAAUCGGAAUAAUCAAACGUACAAUCCACGAUAUGUUCCUCAACCUACAAAUUAUCCUCAAACAACAAAUCAACAACCACGAAGACGUCCGAUACCAUCCGGUCCACCACCACCUCCUCCUCCUCCUCUUCAAACUCAUCAACAUAAUGAAAAUUUGAAUGUUAAUCAUGAUUUAACAAUCAAUCAUAAUUCACAGAAUGAUGAAUAUAAUAUACCAAUACAACCACGAAAUAAUAAUGGUUAUUCAAAUCAACAAAUUGAUAAUCGAAAUUUAAAUUAUCCUUCACCACCUCAACCAAUACAAAAACGUGUACAAAUUAUUGAUCAUAAUCGUCAAACACCAUCAACAGAUAUUAUAUCCGGUAGAGAAAGUCAUAAUUCUUCUCCAUAUAACAAUAAUUAUCAUUCACCUGAAAUCAAUCAAAAUCACCAAAAAUUUAAAUCACGUCGUAAUCAAAAUGAUGAUAAUAAAUCUGAUUCAAAUGUUCAACGUUCACAUAAUUUUAAUGUUCAUGAAUAUCUUUAUGGACUUUCAGCACCUCAUCCUGGUAGUUAUGUAAGUGCAUUUAAAAAUCAUCGACGUCGUUUACAAGAUGAAAAAUACAAUCCUAAAUCAGUCAUGACAGAAUAUAAAAAUUUUGUACAAAAUGGUGGUUUUGGUCCUGCAUUUAAUAAUUAUGAUCAUCUAGCAUAUGAACAAAAACUUCAAACAGAAAAUAAGAGAAAAACAUAUUCAAAAAUAGUUCGUACAACAAAUCAAUAUAAAGUUGAAGAACAAAAACGUAUUCAAAAUAAUGGUGGACAACAAAGACAUGGUGUAUAUGUUUCACCUAUGUUAAGACGUCGACCACCACCUGAUGCAACACGAUCGCAUUUUUUAUCUGCAGAAGAGUCACGAUUAGGAAUACCAUAUCGAUAUUCUAUCCUAUCACCAAUAUUAAUAGCAUCAUUACCAACUCAUCGAUAUGUUUUGAAUAGUCCACUAUUACAUCAAUCUAUUUUUGAUAAACUUCAUCCUUGGAAUCAAAAUGAUAUAUUAUCAGGCGAAUUUUAUGUAGAUCGAACAAAUCGAUCAUCAUCAAUUUCAACUUGUUCUCAUUUAUCCAAAAAUAAAUCAUAUUCAUUUUUGUAA
Messenger RNA from Rotaria sordida, 1269 nucleotides. The record is from the annotation of a GenBank genome assembly. NCBI's taxonomy places the organism in Eukaryota, Metazoa, Rotifera, Eurotatoria, Philodinida, Philodinidae.